UAAGACGAGAAACUUCAGACGAACCAAUGAGAAAAAAGUGAGCUCGAGUCACGUGAGUUACUAUCAAUAUUGGUGAUGGAUCCGGUACCUGUAGAGAGGAAUAUGGAACAAGUUUACCCAGAGAGUCGAGACGAAAAGCAGCCGCAAUGCCGAGUAACAGGGGAAAGCCGACUAUGGAGAUAUACCGUCCUCCAAAUGUCAGGACUGAUAUAGUUACGAAUGGUGUGUCGCCCAUUAGUGCACGACUGAACGUUCACGCCAAGGAAUUCACUAUGAAGUCAGGAGAUAUCAGCAUGUCAAGGUCUAGCAGUCACGUACCUGCAGCUCUAAACAACCAUAUCAAUAAUAAUAUGGCCUACAAGGAUGGUAUUCGUCAUUCUCAUUAUUUGCAGACUUCAAAAUCUAGUGGUAAUAUAUUGCACUCUAUUCAGCACUCAAAAUCAAGUGGAAAUGUCAUGCAUUCACUGUCUCAAAGUGUAUCCAGUGGGAAUAUUUUACAGGGUCCACGAGUUCAUUUUCAACUGGACACAACUAAGCACAGUGAUGUACCAGAAACUGAGUCUCCUCCUAAAAAUUCCUCUCAGGAUUUUGGAAACAAAAUACCAAUGAAGUCCUGUAGUGUUUCAGAGAUGAAAUCUGUUCUUGCAGAAGGGAACAGAAUCAUUAACUCUGAUAUAAAUGAUGUUUCUAACAGUAUCAACCAAAAAUCCUUCCGCCCCCAAUCAAUGAUGUUGCCUCUUGGACUGAAACGCUCCAAGAGUCUUGGUGCAGCUGACAUGCUGGCAGCUAAAAACUCAACUUCCUUUGGCAUUGCAAAGGAAGCACCAGAUCUGGGAACUUUCUCUCUGGAAGUCCAGACCUGCAUCCACAGAGCAGUUGAUGAUCCUAACAAGGUGUCUGCUCGAAUGUUGAUGGAACUUGUCCGUCAAAUAAUGGAUCGUGUAGUAGGAAGUGUGUCAUAUGCACUUCCUGCUGCAAAACUUUGUAUUACUAUUAUUGAGAAAGAGAAGAAGGAAACAUUUUUGGAAUCUCUUCUGAACACUUGUCAACAAUGGUAUCAUGAAAGAGAGCGUGUUCUACGAUCUACUCCAAGUGGAUCAAAUCUACGUUAUUGUGCUUUUAUGCAGUUUCUUAAUGAAAUGUAUUGUGAGUUAAAGAGGCGUCAAUUACAACUGAAAACACAGUAUGAAGGAGUACCACCAGGUUUAGUUCUUUUGACAUUGCUAUAUAAAUGUUGUCAGGAUUGCCUCAAACCUCCAAGUACUCAGGGAGAAACAGACAGUCUCUUCUUUGUCCUCACUUCAGUGGGCCGUGACUUGGAGCAGGAGCUGCCUGGGAAACUCCAGCAACUUCUAAGCAGCAUUCGAGAUGCGUUCCUCACCACAGGCUCAACACCCGCUGUCAAGAAGACAUUGUUGCAGUUAAUUGAAUUGCAUGCUUCUAAAUGGCAGUUGCCUGCAUCAGCUGUCAUGUAUUACACUACCAACCAAUGAUCUUAGAACAUGAAAACUGAUGUAUUUUAUCUUGACAUUAGGUAAAUAACAUUGUCUUAGUACAAUACUCAUUUGAUAUGUAUUUUAUUUCACAUAAAAUACAAAUCUAAUGAGGUUUAUUUUGAAAAUAAUAUAAAUGAAAAUAACUACUGUUUAAACAAUUGAACAGUAACAUUAUUUUCAAUAUGUGUUUCUUGCAUAUUUUUACCUCUUGAAAGAAGUGGUAUUUUCAGUGCUGUAUUGUAGAUGUCUUCAUCUGUUUAUUUUAUUUUAUUUUGCAAGACAGGUUUCUGUAUGGCAGACUGUUUUGUUUGAAUGUUAAAUAUCUCAUACAGUAACAAUUUCAUUUUUUUAUUGUCCUAUUAAUAAAAUGCAUAAAAAUUAUUUGUUACUGGACCUGUCAUGGUAGUGAGUGGAUGAUGAGAGAAAUAAGUUACACAUGUUGCAACAUUUGUGUAACAAGUUGACUGAUGGCUAUUGUUCUAUUUAUAGUGUGUUUUUCUCAAAACAUAUAGUAAUUUUUUCCAAUCAGUAUCAUCCAUCUUGUACUAAUGUUUUCUGUUAAGGAAUAACUCAUUAAAAUGUUUAACAUGAGAGAGGGUAUAAGCUAUUGUCUUUAUAGCAGUGAAGAAUGAUAUUUCUCCCUCCUCUGAAGUUACAUAUAAAACACUCAGAUGAUUGGCAACAAAGAGAAAUCUCCUGAAACCAAAAAUUAGCAGUAAAUAUCGUAUUUUGUGUAAUAUUUCUUUUGAUUUCCAUGUUAACUUAUAACUAAAACAAAUAGGUGUGAAUUGUGUUCACCUUGCAAUAAAAUGUCCCGUGUCUACUUUUUCCCUUAGUUUAAAUUUUUUAAUUUUUAUUCAUUCCUGGCCAGUUGGAGCUAAAGUGCCUUGAGUAGAAACACUCAGUUUUAGGUGUGGCAUUUUGUAAUUAAACAUUGUUUCAUUACUGGUACAUAGACUUCGUAUCAGAUUUUGUAUGCAAAUAUCUAGUCUUGACCUAAUAAUUAUUCUGCACUACUUUGUUAAUUUAGACUAUUGCUUUUGUAUAUCCCAAGUUUUUAUUUAGAACAAUUAAUAUUUAUAAAACUGUAAAUUGUAACAAAUGUGUAAGAUAAUUUGGUGGUCAAAGUGCCUUAAUGUUUUUUGAGCAAAUUGUAAUAAUUAUUAAUAAUAAUAAUGAAAAAUGCAUGAUGUGCAUUUUAUGACUAAAAAGCAUUAUACCAAAUAAAUACUUGUUCUUGCUAGACCAUAUGGCAUGCAGUGUUAGAUUUCAGGUGCAAGCUUAUGUUACUUGUUUAUAGAAACUCAUCAUUUUUGUGCCAAACCAUAUCGACUCUGUUAUUGAAUUGUAUAAUUUUAAUACACGUUCAUUGGCUAGCUUUAACGAGAUACUUACAGAUAUCACAUGUCAUUAAGAGAUACAAAAAUGGUAUGUGUUGGUAUAAGUAGACACAUUUCAACCAUAAACACUUUAUGUUUAUUUUUAUGGGAUCAUUAAAUAUAUUUAAAAAUAUAUACAUAUUAUAUAGCUCUAAUGGUUGAAAAAGUGUUGAGAGUGGGUACUCGAAAAUUCAGAAAAAAAAUUGAGAAAAAAUAAAGGGAAUCUAUA
Molecule: messenger RNA, 3104 nt
Organism: Gryllus bimaculatus (two-spotted cricket)
Lineage: Eukaryota; Metazoa; Arthropoda; Insecta; Orthoptera; Gryllidae
Source: the annotation of a GenBank genome assembly